AUGACGAAAAAAUAUAAAAAUGAUAGUCCUAUAGAUAAACACAAAGUGUUUGUCCGUAAUAUACGAGAAAAUGAUGUGAACAAAUUGACAGAACGAUUUGAAAAAGAAUGUAAAAAAUAUUUUUUUUUUAAAAAUAAAACAAAUUCUACAAAAAGCGCUAUUUGUAUUUUUCACAAUGAAGAGGAUGCAACAAAUUUCAUAACAAAAUAUAAUAAUUCAAAAGAUUUUUCUACAAAAAUUAUGUGUGAAUUUGCAAUAAAGAAAAAGCAUGAUGAAAAAAAUUUAGUUUCUGUUCUUUAUAAUCGAAAUAAAAUAAACUAUCCCAACUCUAUAAAAAUAUAUACAAAUUGUGAUAUAGGUAAUAUAAUAAUUUUAAAUUAUUUGAAAAGCAUUUAUUUAAUAAAAAAAAAAAUAUUAUUGAAUUGUGAAAAUAAUAAAUCUAUAGACAAAAAAAAUCAAAUAAAUAAAAAUCAAAUAAAUAAAAAUAGUAACAAUAGUAACAAUAAUAAUAAUGAUGAUGAUGAUGAUGAUGAUGAUGAAGAAAUUGUAAUUGUAGCUAGUUCAGAAAAAGACAAAAAAUUUGAAGAAAUUGUAAUAAAUAUAGAGAAACAAAGUAAUAUAAAUAAAAAUAAUAUUUUUAAAAAAAUAAAUAAUCUAAAAUUUAAAGAUAAUAAAAAUGAUGAAUCAACAAGCUAUUUUGAAUAUGUUGUUGAAUUUGCAAACUUUAAUUUGGCUUCCACAUUUUAUCAAUUUAUUAAUAAAAAUGAAUUUCAGAAUUAUUUAAAAAAUAAUGACCAAAAUAUUGAAAAUGAAAAUUUGUUUUUUUUUCAUGAAUUAUGUCUUUUAAAUACAGAACACAAAAUGGUUAUUUUAAAAAACCUAAAUAGAAAAUGUCACACAGAAAAUAUUCAAAAGCUUUUUAAGAAUAUCGAAAAAAAUAUCAAAAUAAAUAUUCCUAAAAAGAAUGAUAAAAAACAAGGAUAUGCAUUUGUUACUUUUUCAAAUUAUAAAAGUGUAGAAAAAGCAUUACUUUUAACGAAUACAAUUUUAUGUGGUAAUAAAAUAAUUAUAGAAAAAUACAACAAGGAAAUAAAGCUACUUAACGGAAAAUCUCAUCAAGAUACUGAAAAUAAAUCAGUUGAGCCUUUUAGUUAUUACAAUAGUUAUAAUAAUGAGAGUCAAGAAAAUGAUGAAGAAGAUUCUGAUAACAAAUCGGACGAAACAGAUAACAAUAUAGACAAUGAUAAUAGUGAUCAAAAUGUUUCACUUUUGUCUAAAAAGAGAAAAUUAACUGAGUAUGACGAAAAUCAAACUGGUAGUAAAAUCACCAAAAUUGGGGGGGACAAAAUUGGGGGGGACAAAAUUGGGGGGGACAAUAAAAGAGACUACAAAAAAGAUGUAGAGGAAGGAAAAACAAUUUUUAUCACAAAUAUACCAACCGAAACAACAAAUGACGAAAUUAAAGAAUAUAUAGAAAAAAAUAUUAGCAAAGAUUAUAUAUAUAUAAAGACCUGUCGAAAUGAUUAUAAAAAAAUAUAUGUUUUUGUGAAAUUGAAAAAAAAAAUCGAUGCUGAUAAUUUUUUAAAAAAAAUUGGAGAAUAUAAUAGUGAAGAAGAUGAACAAAUGAAUGGAAAUGAAAAUGAAAAUGAAAAUGUUAUUGAUCAAUUUUAUAAUAAUGCUAAUAAAAAAAAAAAAGAGAAACUCAAACAAAUUUUAUUGAAUGAAAAUCAAAAUCUUAAACACACUGAUAUUUUAUAUUUUAAAAAUAAUUAUCUUAUGAUUAAAAGAGCAGUACCAAACGAUAUAAUAAAAGAUAAAAAAAAAUCUCCAGAAAAAAAAGAAAAAAAAGAAAAAAAAAAAAAUACAAUAAGCAAUAAUAUACAUUUAAUAAAUGACAAUGAUGUUAAUAAUGAAAAUGUUCCUUCUAAUAUACUUUUAAGAAAUAAAAAAUUAUUAGAUAAAAAAACUGAACUCUUAAAAAAUAAAAAUUUUGUAAUAAACCCAUGUAGAUUAUAUAUUAGAAAUUAUCCCCUUGUAGUUGAACAAAAUAUUUUCCGUUCUCUUAUAACAAAACAUUUUACUCCUAUAUUUAUGAAAAAAUUUAAAUUAAAAAAAAAAGAAGCUUUUAAAAAAGCUAAUGAAGUAAUUAAAAAAAUGAAACUUAUGAAAGAUAAUAAUAGUAAUAAGGAAAUUGUCCAAGAUACCAAAGUAGGUCCGAUCAUACAUAAUAAUGACAAUAAUAAUGAUAAUACUAUGGAUAAAGGAGCUAAUAAAAAUGUCAUUUGCUUUCUUGAUAUUAAUAAACAUGAAAAUACAAAACAAAUUAUUUCCCUUUUACAAAAUAAAAAUAUUUUUGAUGUAAUAAAUGAAAAAAUUUACAAAAAAAAAUUUCAAACAAUUAAAAAAAGUAAAAAUAUAUUAUAUGUUGAUUAUUGUAUUGAAGAUCUAAGAAUGUUGCAUAUAAAAAAAAUAAAAGAAGAAAAAUUUCUAAAACAUUUAAAAGAAAAAAAUGAAAAUAAUUUGCCUACUAAAAAAAAAAUUAAAAAAAAUACAAAUAAAACAAAAAAAAUGAGUAGAGGAAAAAGACAACGUGAAAAAAGAAGAUUAUUAAAAGCUCAAAAUGAAAACAAAAAUAUUAUAAACAUCAUUAAUCCAAUGACUCUUGAUCAAAAAGAUAAUCCCAUAAAAACAGAAAAACAGAAAAAACGAGUCACAUUCCUUGACCAAACAAAUAAUGAGGAAAUAAAUACAACCAAACCUUCUUCCCUCAAAAAAAAAGAAAUAAAUAAUAAAGAUAAAAAAAUUAAAAGUAAAAAAUUGAAUGCCCAAGAUUCUGGAAAAACAAAAAAAAAAGUUAAAACUGUCAAAAGUAUUAUCAAAAAAGGCACCGAAAACCCGAACAAGAAUAUUGAAUCAAUACAAAAGGAUGUCUUAAAAUUCCUCAAAAACACCAAAUAA
Molecule: messenger RNA, 2958 nt
Organism: Plasmodium yoelii
Lineage: Eukaryota; Apicomplexa; Aconoidasida; Haemosporida; Plasmodiidae
Product: RNA-binding protein, putative
Exons: 2
Coding region: 1-2958 (985 amino acids)
Molecular function (GO): RNA binding
Source: RefSeq, a predicted model, not a curated record